AUGCCUCGGCCUCGUGCGGGAAGACCGACCCUCAGUCAAGGCCUGGACCGUGAGGUCUACCAGGUCGUGCGCAAAAUUAUUGAUGAUCAGCCCGAGACCAGUCGCAUUCGUCUUUCUGUCCCGUCCGUUUUUGAACAGAUCAAAAAAUCGAAUUCGAGUUUAAACCGCAGGCCGAAAAGGCUUUUGGAAGACAGCCUGGAGCGCGUACUGGAGGUUGUCAAGGCUGAUUUGGUUGGGGACGACGAAGAAGACUCGGUGGACGGUGAUUUUGAAGGCUUGGAAGAGCCACCCGUGGUGGACACCAACGGCGUCAAUCAGAGCAUCAUCGGCAUGUGGAAUACCCCGAAGGCUUCAGCCAAGAAAUCCGAGUCGUCAGGCACAUCUUCGAAGCGAAAGAAGGAAGGCGGGGAGUCAGCCUCUAAGAGACGCAAAGCCGAGCCUAUCGACCGAUCCCCUCCUACACAUGUCAGUUUGGCGGAUUUGGGUGGCUUAGACGAUGUGGUGCAGGAAUUGGGUGAUAUGGUGAUCUUGCCCAUGACUCGGCCGCAGGUGUAUAUCUCUUCAAACGUACAGCCGCCGCGUGGAGUGCUACUACACGGUCCUCCAGGUUGUGGUAAGACCAUGAUCGCAAACGCCUUUGCUGCAGAGCUUGGUGUGCCCUUCAUCUCUAUUUCUGCCCCAUCAAUUGUGUCCGGCAUGUCAGGUGAAUCUGAGAAAGCUCUUCGCGAGCACUUCGAUGAAGCUAAGCGCAUUGCUCCUUGUCUCAUCUUCAUUGAUGAGAUUGACGCUAUCACACCAAAGCGAGAGAGCGCUCAAAGGGAGAUGGAGAAGAGAAUUGUUGCCCAACUUCUGACUUGUAUGGAUGAUAUUUCUCUUGAGAAGACGGACGGAAAGCCCGUUAUUGUCUUGGCGGCUACCAACCGUCCAGACAGUUUGGAUGCAGCAUUGCGUCGUGGUGGUCGAUUUGACAAAGAAAUUAACAUGACUGUUCCCUCAGAGCCAGUCAGAGAGCAGAUUCUCCGGGCAUUGACCCGAAAGCUGCAGCUGGCUGAUGAUCUUGACUUGAAGGCUUUGGCCAAGAAGACUCCUGGAUUCGUUGGUGCCGAUCUUAACGACCUUGUCUCCACCGCAGGCGCCCACGCCAUCAAGCGUUAUCUGGAAAUCCUCAAGUCCAACAGUGGAGAGGAGAUGGAAAUCGAGGGAGAAGACGAGCUUAGCCCCAAGGUCCGCGAACUACGCCGCCUAAUCACACACGCCAGAGAGAACCCCAUUGGCGACGAGAUAGAAACUGUUCUCGUCUCCAAUGCUGACUUCUUUACCGCACUCCCUAAAAUCCAACCCUCAUCCAAACGUGAAGGCUUCGCCACUAUUCCCGAUACUACUUGGGCCGAUAUUGGUGCCCUUGGUGGCGUCCGUGACGAACUUUCCACUGCCAUUGUUGAACCGAUCAGGACGCCCGACAUCUACGAAAAGGUGGGUAUCACUGCCCCCACGGGUGUUCUCCUCUGGGGUCCCCCUGGUUGUGGUAAGACACUGCUGGCCAAGGCCGUCGCCAACGAGUCGCGCGCCAACUUCAUCAGUGUCAAGGGUCCUGAGCUACUGAACAAGUUUGUUGGUGAAUCCGAACGCGCUGUUCGCCAGGUCUUUGUUCGCGCCCGCUCCUCUGUCCCUUGCGUCAUCUUCUUCGAUGAAUUAGAUGCCCUUGUGCCUCGCCGUGACGAUACACUGUCCGAAGCCUCGGCCCGUGUUGUCAACACCCUUCUUACUGAGCUUGACGGUUUGGGUACCAGACAAGGUAUCUAUGUCAUCGCAGCCACCAACCGUCCUGACAUUAUUGACCCUGCCAUGCUGCGUCCCGGCCGUCUCGAGACCCUGCUCUUCGUUAACCUCCCCACGGCACUUGAGCGUGUCGAGAUUCUCCAGACUCUCAUCCGGAAAUUGCCCAUCGAAUUCAACGACGAUCUACGCAGACUUGCUGAGGAGUGUGAGGGCUUCAGCGGUGCUGAUUUGGGCAGUCUGUUGCGUCGUGCUGGUUACAUGGCUAUCAAGCGUCGUGACAGCAUUAGAUUCGAGGACUUUGCUGCCGCGAAGACCUUCGUUCGGCCCAGUGUUACGGAUAUGAAGAAGUAUGAAAAGUUACGUAGAGACUGGAGCGGCGGCGUGGUCUGA
This is a messenger RNA of Penicillium verhagenii, 2169 nucleotides long. RefSeq names its product putative AAA family ATPase/60S ribosome export protein Rix7. The record is from RefSeq and is a predicted model, not a curated record. The coding region runs from base 1 to 2169 and encodes 722 amino acids. Gene Ontology annotation, biological process: ribosome biogenesis. The transcript has 3 exons. Lineage: Eukaryota; Fungi; Ascomycota; Eurotiomycetes; Eurotiales; Aspergillaceae. Gene Ontology annotation, cellular component: nucleus. Gene Ontology annotation, molecular function: ATP hydrolysis activity; preribosome binding; ATP binding.